This is a messenger RNA of Neohortaea acidophila, 1479 nucleotides long. RefSeq lists its product as uncharacterized. Bases 1 to 1479 code for a protein of 492 amino acids. The record is from RefSeq and is a predicted model, not a curated record. The transcript has 2 exons. Lineage: Eukaryota; Fungi; Ascomycota; Dothideomycetes; Mycosphaerellales; Teratosphaeriaceae.
AUGAAUCCGUCCAUGCCAAUGACUUUGGCGUUUCGCCCAAAGCGUACGCACCCUGGCCCGAUCGAAGAAGAGGAGCCAACGCUCAAGAAGCAACGAUUGGAGACAGCCCUCCAGACGAGCCAGGCCGCGGAUGAAGCCAUCGAGAAGCGCAAGCACGAGAGCAACUAUGCGGACGCAGCUCGCGCAGUCGACACCAAGCCAUCCAUGCAAGCCACGCGUGUCCAGCACGACGUCGACGGCGAAAAGAUCCAAGCAAACACGCUCUGCUGGACCGUCUUCAAGAACUCUCCGACUCAGCAUUUGUUGGCGUGCGGCCAUGUCAUCGACACCAUGAUUCCCAUCUGCUGUGGCACCCGCUGCAUGCUGCCGCCCGGUGUUGUCGUCAAAGCCGAAGGUCCCGCCAUCGAGUGCAUGACGGAGAAAUGCCAGAACGUCAUGAAAGGCAUCCAACUCCGUGAAGCAAGGCGCAAGAACGUUAGCAUCUUCAUGCCGAAGAAGAAGCGGACUUCUUUGCAGCGUGCUUGCAAGCCAGAGGCCAACGUCGUUGUCGAUCCCACUGAUGCAAGCGACAUGUUCGUGAAAGCAGCGGAAGAGACCCCGGAGCAGCAACGGAGGAAGGCCAGACUGCAAGCCAAUCGUAUCAUCGAUGGCACGGAAAAGCUGAAAGUUGGGCCUUCGCGCAAAGCGGCCGACAGCCCAUUCUUCACACUUCCAGACCGGGAGAUGCACGCAGACAAAGACAAGGGCGAGAAGAUCGACCCUUUCCACGCAUCGUUUCCCGAAGCUCCGGUAGACCCCCAGCAACCCGACCUUGAGACUGAAGGUACCCGAACCGCGGCCGGAAGUAAGCUACGGACCGACUCAGAUGCGUUUGCCUGCGACGCUUGCCACUUCGCCGUCUACGACUUCGCCCAUCACUGCAAAACUUGCACCGACCGCGACUUCUGCAGCAGCUGCUGGCCCGAGAGCAAAUGCUAUGGUCGGGGCCAUGACUUCACCGUCAUCAUCAUCGAUGAUGUCGCCAAGCAAGCAAAGGCGCUCAAAAUUUGCAGGAGCAAGGAAUCGAUGGAGGGCACGGCCGAAGAGUCUGCGGAGUCCAGGGAAGUGAAGAAGCCCGUCGCAUCUCUCGCUGACUUACGCAAACUUACGCGCAAGGUCGCCGAGACCAAGAAGAUCUCUCUGGUCAUGUACGGCACUCGACAGCAGGUCAAGAAGCGGCUGGAAGAGGCGAGGACGCGAGGCGAUCAUGAGCGCUUCACUCGCGACUUCCCAACGACAGCUCCACCGUCUGUCAAUCCCAUCGAUCUGGCUAGCAGCAGCAGUCGACUGCCAAAGGCGGGGCUGGGACUUCGCAGGAAAGCUGCCAUCGGAGAUCUUGCUGGUGCCAGCAAACUGCACGGAAACGAGAAGAAAGUAGGCCUGUCGUUGGAGGGGGGGAAGCGGGGGAAUGAAGACACAGAGAUGAUGGACGCGGAAUGA